CCAACGCACUCUCCCCAGGGCUCCGACGGAGGAUUGUAACUCCUGAACGCCCUUCUCCGUUUUACUCAUCAGUGGCUCCUUUUCUUACCAAAUAGGAAGUUUGGUGUGAAUUAGGAGUUGCUUUGAUUAAAAAGGAUGGGGGCAGAUGGACAGAGUAGGCGAAUCGCCAUCAUUGGCGUUUCGACAUUCUUGUUGGUGGCUAUGGUCGUGGCCGUGACGGUAAGCGUAAACAUUAGCAACAAGGAAACGAGUGGAAAUGAAAAGGAAGAAAGCAAAACCCGCGUAGCUUCCACGAUGAAAGCCGUGAAAACCCUUUGCGCACCCACGGAUUACAAGGAGGACUGCGAGGAGAGUCUCACUGCACACGCCGGCAACACCACCGACCCAAGAGAGCUCAUCAAGAUCGCAUUCAACGUGACCAUCGGCAGAAUCAGCGACGGGCUCCAGAAAACGCAGUUCAUGCACGAGGCUGAGAACGACCCCAGAACCAAGGAAGCACUCGACGCAUGCAAGCAACUCAUGAACCUUUCCAUGGGGGAGCUCAGGAGGUCGCUUGAGAAAUUCAACAAGUUCGACCUCAACAACCUCGACGCCAUCCUCACGAGUCUCAAGGUCUGGCUCAGCGGCGCGAUCACGUACCAGGAAACAUGCCUCGAUGCGUUCGAGAAUACCACAACUGACGCUUCCCACAAGAUGCAAGAUCUCUUGCAAGCUGCCAUGCACAUGAGUAGCAAUGGCCUCGCUAUCAUUACCGAGCUGUCAAAAACUCUCUCAGAAAUGCAUGUCACCAAACCCGGGCGCCGCCUCUUGAAGGACGUUGAUGAUUUGUCUGUUCUUGGUCACGAAGAUGAUGAGUUGUUUGAGCUUCCCGAGUGGGUUGAAGAUCGCGCUGGGGUUCGCAGACUCCUUCAUAUGACUGGACGGAAACACAUGGCUAAUGUGGUCGUUGCCAAGGAUGGCAGUGGAAAUUUCACCACCAUCAAUGAGGCUUUGCAGCACGUGCCUACGAAGAACGUAAGGCCAUUCGUUAUCUACAUCAAGGAGGGUGUUUACAAUGAGUACGUCGAAGUUUACAAAAACAUGACCCAUGUCGUUUUCAUUGGUGAUGGUGGUAAAAAAUCAAGAAUCACUGGAAACAAAAACUUCAUCGAUGGGGUGGGGACCUACAGAACAGCUAGUGCUGCCAUUUCUGGAGAUUUCUUCGUUGCCAUAGGUAUGGGAUUUGAGAACUCGGCUGGUGCUGAAAAGCAUCAAGCAGUGGCCUUGAGGGUUCAAUCUGACAGGUCGAUCUUCUACAAAUGUAGAAUGGAUGGGUACCAAGACACACUUUACGCCCACACCAUGCGUCAGUUCUACCGUGACUGCAUCAUUUCAGGAACCAUCGACUUUGUCUUUGGUGAUGCAGUGGCUGUUCUCCAAAACUGCACUUUUGUGGUUCGGAAGCCAUUGGAAAACCAACAAUGUAUCGUGACCGCACAAGGCAGGAAAGAGAAACACCAACCAUCGGGUUUGGUCAUCCAAGGAGGGGCCAUUGUGUCAGACCCCAAGUACUACCCAGUUAGGUUCGACAACAAAGCCUACUUGGCUCGUCCAUGGAAAAAUUACUCAAGGACCAUCUUCAUGGACACCUACAUCGGUGACUUGAUCACACCCGAUGGCUACAUGCCAUGGCAAACAUUGGAGGGUUUAUCUGGAAUGGACACUUGCUUUUACGCCGAGUACAACAACCGUGGCCCUGGUGCAGACAGAUCCAAGCGCGUCAAAUGGCAGGGAGUAAAGACCCUCACAUCAGAAGGAAUAACAAAUUUCUUGCCAUCCAUGUUCUUCCACGGAGAUGACUGGAUCAGGGUAACCAGGGUUCCUUACUAUUCUGGAGUGUCCUCCAUUAGGACCCCCACUCAUUGAAGUUGAUUCAUUUUCGGGAGAGAGUGUGUGUGUUGCAACAAAAACUACUUACUACUAUUGUAAUGCUUAAGUUGUACCACCAUUGCGUUUUGUUUUCCAUUCAUUCAUUGGUCUAAAAUGCAAGUGUGUGUAACUGUCAUUUUCCCACAGUUCCCUCAAAUGCUUGUGUAGGAUGCUUAGUUUCGCUAUUACGUAACUCUGAAUCCUUCUUUCGCCCAUUUUCUUCUUAAAUGUCAUUCAUUACGAUCGGCCGCAGUUGGUUGUUA
Messenger RNA from Cajanus cajan (pigeon pea), 2171 nucleotides. Its product is annotated as putative pectinesterase/pectinesterase inhibitor 28. The record is from RefSeq and is a predicted model, not a curated record. Gene Ontology annotation, biological process: cell wall modification. Lineage: Eukaryota; Viridiplantae; Streptophyta; Magnoliopsida; Fabales; Fabaceae. Gene Ontology annotation, molecular function: enzyme inhibitor activity; pectinesterase activity.